AUGCGGCGGAAUCCAGCCCGCCUAACGCCUACCAAGGCUCCUUCCCCGUCUGCCGGCCCUCCAUCGCAUAGUCGCAACUCAUCGCGCACAGAGUCUUUGCUACAUAUCACUGCGACGAUUUCUGAGACUUCGCCAACACAGGAUGGAACUUUCGAUCCUCUAUCCGAUGCUGCCGCAGAUGCGUCCUACACCGCACAGAGUAAUGCUCGAAGACUGGAGGAGUUGAAGAGACAAAUGGAGCAGACUCUGAUGAAUCAGCAAGCGCAACACCACCACCACCACCACAAGUCGCCCAAGGCAGGAACAGGAACCGAAAGAAGCCGGAGUCCCACGCGCAUGCAGAUCCCUUCUCCGGGUAGCGGCCCCCGUACGGCAAUCAGCUCGAAGCCUCAGUCGCCAUUCGAUGCUCCUCCUCAUACAGGAUCCAACGGAUCAGCUACCACUGUCAAGGGUUUGCCCGGCAGGACGCCGGAUAUUCAUGUUCCCAAAACCCCGUCUUAUCCGUUCCCAUUAAUGCCAGCUUUACGAAAUCAGCAUGCAACAACAAAUGGUCAACUACAAUCGGAUGCCGCCGCGCAGAAUGCCAGCAGUCGAAUGAAAGAAAAGUCUAAGUCUAAACGAACCGCGUCCAAAGCUCCCGGCACCAUUGAUAUGAGCUCUCCUCCGAAGAUCAAAUCUGGCUCUCACAUGAGCUUCUACCUGCCAGAAAGUGCUAAUAUAUCCGAAGAUCCUAUGUACCCAAGCCCCAAUCUCUACAACGUGAUAUUGAAACUCAACUCCGAGCCGGGACUGGAAGCAUGGUGGAAAAACGUCAUUGAUAUUCUUCAGACUCAUUACGGAAUGGAGAGAGCAUCUCUUGCCGUUCCUGGCGAUCCUACUGAUCUGGAGAAUGUCCCAUGGGGCCAGAAAGCCAGCUUCAAUCCUAACGAACUUUUCGAUGUGGCCGAUCCUACAGCAUCAUCGUCAGACGCGCUGACUGCCUUCAAUGAAGGUGCCGUGCAGGAGGAGGAGGAAAAGGACGACGCCUCGUCGAAAAGAGAGGAUCUCGGAAACACACCGACUCAAAAGAAACACUCGUCUUCUAAGAGGCCAUCGUUACUAGCGCGGCAUUCUUUUGCUGGGUUUACCCGAGACCGGAAGAGCGUUGGCACCCCUUCCAUCAGCGGUACUCCUGCUAAAUCUACCUAUGAAGUUUCACCUACAGUCUCAUCAAUAGGGUACCCGACGAGUAGCGGUGCCGAGUCCCCGCCUUCAUCGACUUUUGUAUCCCAGGACAAUGAUAUGAAAUUGGGCCUAGGCCCUGGGGAACCUCCUGCCCCUAGAGCCUCAUCUUCAAUGGCCGUUUUUACUAUCCCCCGGGACCUAGAAGCAGAAAACCAACCUUUAGUGAAAUCAACGGGCAUCGUGAAACUCUUCGGCCGAAACAAACCCGCAGUGUUGACUCGAGAAUAUGCGUAUGACCCGGCAGCGCCUUCGUCGUUCGAAGCUGAUGUGACCGCCGCGGUACAGAGUCCGAGUGACGUACUACAAGCGACCCCAGCUAGUGAACCGUCACCUUCCAUUCGUCCAGAGCCGAUCAAGGUCGAUAAAGACCAUAACGUUAUACCACCACCACAGACUCAAGGCAGCAGGGUGAAAUCAUCAGCGCUCAAUCCACAUGUUUUGUCGCACAAGAAAGAUUCUCCCGGUCAACAUGCAUUUCCACUUUACGAAGAGUAUGAACAGGUUCCAAGCUCACCAUGGUCUCAAUCUCCAGCGCCAUCACCGGCCCCGCGGGUAAAUCCAGAGCAAAAUCCAUUUUUCAUGAACCAUGCUGUAGAUGAAACAGCUUUCGCGCAGGAUCCUCCACCCCACGACUAUGCUCAGGCGCAACCAGUUGCUGCAAUUGGCGUGGACAGGUCAAAGAGUGUCGUUCAUGUCCCUUUAAUAUACGCAGGUAAUACACAGGAGCUCACGUCGGAGACGGUUAGGUUUCCUGUGGCUGUUCUCUCUUUUCUAUCACCAGUUGUCCCGUAUCCGGCAAAUUUGAGGUCCUCGCUGUUGUACCUGAUGCCCCAUCUUACUUCAUCCUAUUCGCUGGCCCACCAGUACAGUCAGCUCGAAAGACAACUGGUCCCUGGAGUCUACAAACCCCGCUUUGGACAUCUUCUCGGUCUUGGUGGCACAUUCUCGGACGCGAGCAGCGAGCUUGAGCUGGUAGCUGGCCUUAGCGGCCAAGCAAUGACGGAUGGUGGUUCCAUGUCAGCGCGAGCUAGCGUAUCUAGUCCUGAUGAAGUUUCCAAUGCUUCAAAAUUCAGCCCCUCUCUGUCAAUCGUGGGCACACCUGCUAUCGACAAUGUGAGUACAGGUCCUGCCAGUGAGCCAGGCACAACACCGGCGAUAGGACAGAAUGUCGAUCAGAGCGAUGGAUACUUCAACCUUCACCAAGUGCGAAACUCCGCUGCUCCUCUUACCGCUCGUAGUCGGGGAUCAAGAUCCAGACAGAAUCUCUAUCCGUCAAUCCCCGUUUCACCGAGCAUCGCUCGAUCGAAGUCGGUUCGUGAAGAAGAUUGGCUGGGCCGGGACUCAAGAACCACUGAUCAAUCUCAUGAUAGCGGACGGCCAACACCAGCCUCUGCUCCCACUCGCAGUUCGUCUCGAAACGCCUCGACUACAUCAGUGAUUGCGCAGUUACAGCGAGAAGGUGUCUCUAUUUCUGAACAUAUAUUCCAGCUGAUGCUUAAUUCAGUACCAUUACACCUUUUCUUAGCCAAAGCGUCAUCUGGUGAGGUGUUAUGGACCAAUUCCAAGUUCGACGCUUACCGUCGAAGUCACCCGCAAGAGCAGUCAAUUAGAGACCCUUGGCAAAACGUACAUCCCGAGGAGGUGGAAUCUCUAUCGAAGCAGUGGCACAAGGCUCUCCAGACAGGAUCUCAGUUUACUGAAAGAGUACGGGUAAAGCGAUUCAACGAUGAUAAUGCCUAUAGGUGGUUCAUCUUCCGCGCAAAUCCGUUGCUAUCUCAAACAGGGCAAGUUGUUUCAUGGAUUGGAUCGUUUCUGGACAUACAUGAGCAGCACGUGUCCGAGUUGCGCGCCGCACAGGAACGCGAGACUUUUGCAACUAAUGCGAAGUACCGUGCCCUCGCCAACUCGAUCCCUCAGAUCGUCUUCGAAGCGACCGAGCUUAGAGGAUUGAUCUCAGCGAACGAACAGUGGCAUCUGUACACUGGUCAAUCCAUCGAAGAGGCAAUGAAUUACGGUUUCACAGCGUAUAUCCAUCCCGACGAUUUGGAAAAAUGCGGUAUAUUGUCAUCAGAGAUCUUUAGAGGGAGAACUUCAAGUGACGUGGCUUCGAAACAUCCCGAUGUUGGCCCUCUCAAAUUAUUCGCUAAUGGGGUGACUCCCGGCUUAAUUGAGCUCGUCAACCAAGGUAUAGUCAAUUCUCAGCAAGAUGAAAAUGGGCGUAUCUUCUACACUACUGAGCUCCGAAUACGGUCUAAAGGCGGUGGUUAUCGCUGGCAUCUCGUGCGACUAGUCAAGGUGGAAACUAGCAACUUUGGAGAUGACGAGGCAUCGUGGUAUGGCACUUGUACUGAUAUCAAUGAUCGGAAGCUUUUGGAACGCGAAUUGAACAAAGCGAUGCAAAAGUUGAACCGAGAGAUGGAGUCCAAGACAAAGUUCUUCAGCAAUAUGUCUCAUGAAAUCAGGACACCAUUGAACGGUAUACUUGGAACAAUCCCGUUCAUUCUCGACACAACGCUAGACCAUGAACAGCGUCGCAUGUUGGAUACCAUUCAGAACAGCUCAACCAAUCUUCGCGAAUUGGUUGACAAUAUUUUGGAUGUCUCGCGAGUUGAAGCUGGGAAAAUGAAUAUGGUCAAAUCCUGGUUUCACCUUCGCUCUGUUCUCGAAGAUGUCAUUGAUACCGUUGCGCCCAGAGCCAUUGACAAGGGUCUCGAAAUCAACUAUCUCAUGGAUACCGAUGUCCCUGACAUGGUUAUUGGGGAUAGAUUCCGUAUACGACAAGUACUCAUCAACCUCAUGGGUAAUGCAGUCAAAUUUACUCCACAUGGAGAAAUCUAUACUCGAUGCUCUGUUUACCGUGAACCCGGAGUUCCACUCAGAGAUACCGAGUUAUUGCUCAAUUUCGAGGUUGUCGAUACAGGAAAAGGUUUCAGUAACACGGAUGCUCAGAGAUUGAUGCAACGGUUCAGUCAGCUUGGCGGAAAUGGAUCUCAGCAAAAUGCUGGCAGCGGACUUGGACUUUUCUUGUCAAAGCAGUUGGUCGAGAUGCACGGUGGUAAACUAACCCCUAGCAGUAGAGAGGGACAAGGCGCCAAGUUUUCCUUCUACAUCAAAGUCGAUGCACCUCCGCAAGUACCAGAGCCCCCGUUGACACGACGGUCAUCCGAUAUGUCCGAGGCUGCAACGGCUGCAUCUCAGGGAAGCUCCCAGCUUCGCAUUCCUUUGCAUUCAACCAAUUCCACCGAUUCCAAAAUAUUCAGUCUCCAGGAUUUAUCUCCUGCUCUUGAUAUGUCUCCCUUGACUGAACUGUCUGGCAGCCCUGAUCCUUCUAUACGUUCCGGGUUCCAUUACCGAACCGGCUCAUCAGUCUCUUCAGCAGUAGCGACUCCGGACUCUCUGGCUCCGUCCGAGUUGGGACCAAAGAUCAGACCAUCUCCACUAGCCCAGGACUUCUCGUCUGCGGACACCAAUGAGAGCAACGAGACAUUGGUACAGUCUACGCCUACCAUUGAGAAGGCCUUGGGACCUAGUUAUCUUCGACCAGUUAUCUACUCUGUUCUUAUCAUUUGUCCUCUUGAUCAUGCUCGAGAUGCUGUGAAGCAGCAUAUUGAGCAGGUCAUACCUCUUGAAGUCCCUGCAACAUCAACAGCGCUCGCCGAUCUAGAUGACUGGAAAGAUUUGAGAGAGACUAGUAGCUCGGUUACGUUUUCGCACGUUGUCUUGGAUUUCCCUGGCGGAGACGAAAUCAUGGAGGCGUUGCAGUAUGUGCUAACCUCUGAUAUGAAAACGAAACCGUCGAUUGUCAUUAUAUGCGAUUUGUACCAGAAGCGACAGAUCAGCGGCAAGAUUGAAGAAUUGAUAUCAGCCGAAUUCAGGGUUGAUACUGUACCAAAACCCGUCAAACCUUCAGCGUUUUCCCGGAUUUUCGAUCCCGACAACAGACGUGAUUUGAGCAAGGACCGUAAUCAGGAUAUGGCACGAGAGGUUAAUAACAACUUCAAGACAAUGUCCAAAAUGGUCAAAGAGGUCAUUGGAAACAAGGGAUACCGGAUUCUACUGGUUGAAGAUGACGAGACUAAUCGUAUGGUCAUGUUGAAAUACCUGGAUAAGGUCAAAGUGGUUUCAGAAACGGCGAGCAAUGGACAAGAAUGCUUGGACAUGGUUCUUUCUCACGAGCCAGGCUACUAUUCCUUGAUUAUUUGUGAUAUUCAAAUGCCUAUCAAGAAUGGAUAUGAAACUUGUCGGGAGAUCAGAGAGUGGGAAGCCAAAAAUCACUUCCAUCAAAUCCCUAUUAUGGCGCUGUCUGCCAACGCGAUGACCGAUCAAAUCGACGAUGCUGCUCGGGCCGGAUUUAACGAUUACGUGACCAAGCCAAUUAAACACAAUGAGCUUGGCAAGAUGAUGAUGAAUCUCCUUGAUCCUAAUACGCCUGGAACUCUACUACGAGAUCGCAAAGAUUGGCGGCAACAAAAAGCUUAGUAUAAUAAUAGCUUACACUGUUUACGCUCUCGUCCUUUGCGUCCUUCUGAGAUCGAUGAUUUCAACUUGAAGAAGACCUUCAUUACGAUGUCGGCCAUCUGUUACAUUAUAUAUACAUACAUAAGGCGUUUGCACGAGCGGAUGGUGUCUGGGACUGGAUUAUAAUGCCGUUACUGUUACAUGACUUCGCUUCUUGUAUUACCCUUUCACAUACCCAUGCGUUUUGUCUUACCUUUACUUUUGCCUUUCUGUUCCUGGCAUGGCAUCUAUGCGUCUUCGACUUCAAUUUUCUCUCCCCUCUAAUUCUUGGGUAAUAUCAUGUAUAUGAAACUCGAAAUGCGUGGGAUUUUUGUCUUUGUUAUUGUUUUGGGGGUUUACUAUAAGCGGAGAAAGCAUUUUUAAACACGCUGCAUGGGAUGCUUUUGUUGGGAACAGAAUUUGCUUUGUUCUAUUGUCUCGUGGGACUUUACAUGCAUAUAAUUGGAGUUUAUCAAAGAAUAUACUCGCUGUUUAGCGGAGAUACCUAGGUUUGUCGACCAGGCUAACCUCUCCCUAUAGACUGCUCUUCCAAGGUUAAAGACCAUUCUCGGAGAUGAAAUCAUUCCAAUUAUCCAAAAUAGCAUCCUUCUCAACCCCCUUCCACAACUCAUCAACCCGUUCAGCAACUCUCGUCGUAAGCGGUCCUCUUCUCAACCCUUCCAAUGUAGCAGUCAACUGAUCACCAGACCUCGAGCCAACGAUAAUACCAUCCCCAUUCUCCCCAUCGAGAUACGAAUGAUACACAAUCCACCUGUACGCCAACUCAGCCUGCGAGAUACCUUCGUCGCGGGCCAAUUUUCCGAAUUCAGCGAGAAAUUCCAACAUGGAUGGUUUAUUGUAUAGCGCAUGCAUCAUCUUGCCAAAUAUCUGACUCGUAUCAAACCUCCCUUUAGCAUUCGCAAUGUCUCCGGGUGUCUUGGUCAGAAAUCCACCUGCAAUAGGCGAAUACGCGUAAAACGCGAUGCCGUAUUUGCGUAGGAUGGGGAAUAAUUCGGUUUCUAUUCGUCGGCCCACGGCGUUGUAGUUUCCUUGGUAUACGGAAGGGAGGACGAAGUUGUUCUCUAGAGCGGUGCGGUAGACUUCCUUUACUUGGGCGGGAGAGAAGUUUGACAGGCCGAAGCGUUUGAAUUUGCCGGAUUUGUGGGCUGCGUUGAUGCCGGAGAGGGUGUCUUUAAGGGGGAUGCGUUUGUCGGGGGCGUGGAUGUAGUAUACAUCUAC
Molecule: messenger RNA, 6960 nt
Organism: Talaromyces stipitatus ATCC 10500
Lineage: Eukaryota; Fungi; Ascomycota; Eurotiomycetes; Eurotiales; Trichocomaceae
Product: sensor histidine kinase/response regulator, putative
Exons: 3
Coding region: 1-5703 (1900 amino acids)
Biological process (GO): phosphorelay signal transduction system; protein autophosphorylation
Molecular function (GO): histidine phosphotransfer kinase activity; phosphorelay sensor kinase activity
Source: RefSeq, a predicted model, not a curated record